This is a messenger RNA of Drosophila melanogaster (fruit fly), 2380 nucleotides long. RefSeq names its product partner of Sld five 3 (gene Psf3). The transcript has 3 exons. NCBI's taxonomy places the organism in Eukaryota, Metazoa, Arthropoda, Insecta, Diptera, Drosophilidae. Gene Ontology annotation, cellular component: GINS complex; nucleus. The record is from RefSeq and is marked reviewed. The coding region runs from base 809 to 1447 and encodes 212 amino acids. Gene Ontology annotation, biological process: DNA replication.
GGGAGUUAACUGUCAAAGUCCUUUUUCGCACUUCAACGCUCGUGCCUUCAAACUUCUUACUGUGAACUCAAAUCUCGACCGAACAAGUUGUGUGCUCCCUAUGAUUUCGUUAUUAACUGAUAUUAACUACACACACAUUUCUCUAAUCCUUGCACACACAUAGCUAAAUCGAAAUGGCUCUUUCGACCAUCUGUCCGUUCCUCGUCGCCAACAAGAAAAACUCGAAGCACGCGGCUUUGCUAUUUUUGAUCUCAAGUGGAUUGAUGAUUUUUAAUAUGGGCGACUUUAUCGACGACUUGAUGAUCAUACGGCUAGAUUAAGAUCAAUUGUUCGAAAUUGAAGUCAAAAUAGUCAUUGCCGGGAACGAAACCUUUAUUUUUAUUUGUUUUUGAAAGAUGCAGAUAAGCCUAAGAACUUGCGGAAGAAGUAACCAUCUAAUUGCAAUCGUAUCGAAUUACUAUUACUAAGCUGAGUUCACAUGUUCCACAUCAUUUACAACUUUGAGUAAUUAUACCCUGACUAGUAAUUUUAUGUAUAAAAAAAUGUCAAGUGCAGGCUGCAAUUUAAAAUUCGCGCUGAAAUAAGAGUAAUUUUCCGGAAAAACUAUUUACAUAUAAUACAUAUAAAUGCUUCGAUAUAUAUAGUACAUAAAACCUAUCGAGUGCCUCGGCAUCCAGGCAAACAGCUGUUUCUGCCUCGAUAGACCCCGGCAAAAUGCAUCUAAUAUCGAUAGGCGAUAGGUCGCGCACUUAAGAAAUUGAAUUUACCUAAAGUAAACACCAAACGAAUCAUAAAGCUGGGCCGCGCAAUGAACGGAAUGAACUAUUUUCCGAACUAUUACUCCAUCGAGGACAUAUUCGUGACCCAGGAGAAGGUGGAAUGUCGGGUGAACACCAAGCUGCAGCGGAUGGGAUUCCUGGACUCCGGCGCGGAAUCGGAUGACCUGGAGCCCGGCAGGACGGUCAAUCUGCCGUUGUGGUACAUCAAGGAGCUGAAGGUAAACAAUGCCUACUUCACCGUCGCCGUGCCAGAUAUCUAUCGCAAUGUGCAUAAGGCCGUCUGCGAGGCGGAGACCACGCACAUCGAGCUGGGACGCCUGCACCCGUACUUCUACGAGUUCGGUCGCUAUCUGACGCCCUACGAUCGCAACCAUGUCAUCGGCCGCAUCAUCUUCGAAACGCUGCGCCAGAGGGUACGUCAUCUCCUGGACAUCUCGAAGAGCGACGGACAGGCAGCCAAGGCGGAGCAUCGACUGGAUAACAUCGAGGCCAAGCUGCACGAGGCUGGAGUGCGCACCAACAGUCAGUACAUCGAAUGGCUGCAGAUGACGGGCAACAAGAUUCGCACCUCGGAGCUGGUCGAGGAGCACCAAAAGAAGCGGCGACGUGCGGAUCGCAGCGAUGACGAGGGCGAUGCUCUGCCCAACAGCAAGCGGGCCACCUUGUAACAAGCAGAGUAAAACAACAAAAACAGACCACUGAUGUACUGUGGAACUGUAGCAACUUUAUUUCGUCCAUUCGUUCGGUGGCCAUAGGGCAGCCUGACCUCUCAAAAAUACACUUUUCAUCUACUCUAUGCACACGGCUAAAUCCAUUUGUACAGUUCAAAAUACAUGGGUUUCGCAUACAUCUACGCAUAACUAAGCAUCCAAUCCGGGACCGGUCUUAAACAAAACACAUAGGAGCUGCCGUUCUGCGUUUUUCAUUGACUUGGCAAUAAGCCAAAGCGAUGUUGCGCCACAUUGUUACAUAUAAAUAGUUAACUACAUAUAUAAUUAUAUUCUUGUAAGCUCAAUUAAAAUUUGAUUUUGUGCUAGUUUCACAUACAGUUCACAAAUAAACAUAUACACCAAUGUCCAGCGUACAUAGGUAGUUCGUUUAAAAGCAACCAAUAUAGGACUUCUAUUUCAGGGACCGUAAUGCUUAUAAGUCUGGAUUGUGCUAUUUGUUUAUUUUGGAAGAGUUUUCAAUGGUAUAAUGUAAUGAACUAAGCAAGUUAGGCUAAAGCGCACAAAGUAGGCCAAUAUACAUAUAUAUUAUACUCGUAGGUGGAAAAUGUAACAAAUGUGUUUUUUUUUUCAUUUCUUUGAUAACCUAAUAAAGAUAAUCUAGUAAAACAAAUCAAUAUCAAAUUGUCUGAACAUCAGAAGCUUCGCAAAAUGAGCAUAUCGAAAUAUAUCAAACAAGUUUACAGCAUUUGAAUUUAAACGAUAAGAUAAAGAAGAUACUAAUGUAGCACAAUUAAAAUUCUGAUUACUAAUAUUCUUGUGUCUUGUAAAAUAUCGUGAUAUGCAAUUCAGAAAAUAUAUAUACAUCGUUUUCCACUUGACCAUAUUCUCUACAUAGAUGGCCGAAAAAUGAUCUACGGUCCCCGGUUAUCU